CCAUGGAAAAAACUCCCAAUUUUCCAAAGGCCAAAGAUUGGGCAGCACCCACCCAUGUCUCGAUUCCAAUCCAAACUACCUAUACUUUGGAUUUUCUUCACCAUCAUCGUUAUCCUGCACCGCCCAGCCGUGGCCAGAAACCCCCAUAUCAUCAACUUCCGAUCACCAAACCUCUAUCCCGAGGGCCUUGCGUGGGACCCAUCGGCCCAGCACUUCCUCGUUGGUUCCUUCCAUCACCGCACCGUAAACUCCAUCUCUGACGCCGGCGUUAUCCAGACCCUCAUCUCUGACCCCUCCUUCCCUAUCAACGCCACUAUUCUGGGCCUCGCGGUGGACCGCACCGCCAAUCGUCUCCUCGCUGUUGUCCACACCUUCGCUCCCCUCCCUCCUUUUGACGCCCUCGCUGCCUACGACCUCCGCACCCGCCAACGCCUCUUCCUCUCCCUACUCCCCUCCCCCGACGAUGAUACCCAAGUACAAGAUGGCAUCGCCAACCCCAACAUCCGCCGCCAGAACGCGAACGACGUGACGGUGGAUUUCAAGGGGAACGCGUACAUCACCAAUUCCGCCGGAAAUUUCAUCUGGAAGGUAAACGCCAACGGAGAGGCAUCGAUCUUUUCCAGAUCUCCACUCUUCACCCGAUAUCCUGUUGACCCAGAUGACCCGUACAAGGACUGCGGACUCAACGGGAUUACGUACAUCAGCAAAGGGUACCUGCUAGUGGCGCAAACCAAUACAGGCAAGAUGUUCAAGGUGGAUGCUGACGACGGGACGGCGAGGUUGGUUCUGCUGCCGGAGAAUCUGACGUGGGUGGACGGGAUAGCAGUGCGGAAAGACGGCGUUGUUUUAGCAGUGUCGUACAAGAAGCUAUGGUUUCUGAAGAGUGACGACAGCUGGGGGGAGGGAGUAAUGUAUGACAAAAUUGUUCUUGAUGAAGAAGGGUUUGCUUCUUCAGUGGCAGUGGGAGGAGAAGAAAGGGUAUAUGUGUUAUAUGGGCAUAUUAUAGAGCCCCAAAUGGGAAAAGUGGAAGGAAGGGAAGCUUUUAGAAUAGAGGAGAUGAGGUCGGAGAAGGAGAGUGGAGAGGAGAAGAUUUGGGUUUAUGUCAUGGUUGGGUUGGGUUUGGCCUAUUUCUUGUUUUGGAGGUUCCAGAUGAAGCAACUUGUUACAAACAUGGAUAAGAAGACCAAUUGAAUGUUUCUCUUUCUGGUGUUGUGACACUAGAUCAAUGGAAAUUUCACAAUAGUUAAAUUAGUAGAUGCAUAUAGGAAAAAAGAAAAAUUACAAAACUUG
This is a messenger RNA of Rubroshorea leprosula, 1290 nucleotides long. The record is from the annotation of a GenBank genome assembly. NCBI's taxonomy places the organism in Eukaryota, Viridiplantae, Streptophyta, Magnoliopsida, Malvales, Dipterocarpaceae.